UUUUUGUUUUUCAGCUUCUCCUGGCUACUGCAGUUCGAGGCCGUUCAUCUAGCAACAUCAUCUAAUGCAACCAAAGGAUAAAGAUCUCGAUUUGACUACGUUUGACAACCCAGGAAGAUGGACGAUUGACAACUCUGAAAGUCGAUUUUCUCCUCGCAUCAUCAGUUCACCAGCUAGAAGAAGUAUAUUGAAAAUGACCACUCCAAAUCGAUAUGCUUCUCCUAUAGCACAUGGUCGUUUUUAUUCACUAGCACAGAAACGAGCUAGAAGAGUGAGCUUUGCACCGCGCAACGAUAUCAGGUUUAUGGACAAAGAUGAUUCAUAUAAUUUUGAUGCGUUUAGUGAGGCAGCAAAUCUUAUUGACGAAGAGGAACCUACUGUAUUCAGUGAAGCAAUGGCUACACCAACUGAUCUGCUGUCAAAAUUACCCUCCAUAAAUAUGUCACGACCACGACCAUUACGAUUACCGCCUCGUUCACCUGGUUCGCCUUCUGUACGGAGGCAAAGUUCUUUACUUUCAUUCAACAAGACAAGAUUGUCGAAAGAGAGCCAUGACAAUAUGAGAGGAGACUCACCAUUGCGAAGACCAAGCUUAUCACAGCAGUUUGAAAGCAGUAUGAUGCAUAAUAUCAAUGAACAACCCUACAAAAAGAUGGAUAUUCAUACUUUGUUCGCUGAUGAAGACGAUGAAGAAGAUAUGGAAGAAGAGGAAAAGAAGGAGGAGGAAGAGCGACCAAAACGAAUACAACAACAAGAGCAGCGUCAAGAGCGACAUCAGGAAGAGACGCAAGACUUUCAACAACGUCAACACACAGAAGAGCAGUUGUCACAGUCGGGAAGUCCUUUCAAUUAUCAGAACCGAGCAAAUACUGGAGCAUCACCUAUCUACAUUGAUUCUUCGAAAAAUACACCGAAAACACCUGCAAGAUCACCUAUACCCAUCAAAGACCGUAGACCAAUACAGAUUCGAAGUGAAGCAGUGAAUAAUCCCUUCAGUAGUCCCGAUCAACCAGAGAGUACUGAUAGUGAUAUUUUUGUUUCUCGUGCUGACAAAGGAUACAAUGUAGGAAAUAAAGUAGAUGAGAGUCUUGAUAAUCAUGAUGAUAGCAAUGGCUUUGAUUUUAAGAAAAGACUAGCUGUUUAUCAAAAUUAUAUACCCAGUUCACCUAGCGCUAUUGGAUCUCCAACUUACACAAAGCCUUUCUCCACUGCAAAGUCGCCCAGAUCACCGUUCUCUAAAUCUCCACUUGCAAGAUCGCCUCAUACAAGUUCACCACUCAGAUCGCCUAUCAAAUCGCCUAUCAUAUCACCAAACAAUAUUAGGUCGCCCCUUUCAAUGACGCGACAUCCUAAAUCACCACUUGCUACCUCAGCUCUCAAGAGAACUCUUGUUCCAACAAGAGUUACAAAACCAUUAAGUAGAUCUCCUAGAACGGCACUGUCGCCUCGUUUUGAGCGAUAUGUAACAACGUCAAAUGCUGAUAACAAUGAUAAAAGCUCUGAAGUAGAAAUCACAGGUGGUGUAGAAAGAACUCACCUUGAAAAAAAAAAAAUACCUCCCCAGACGCAGCAAAAACCCCAAUUGUCUGUGAAUCCUUUUUCAUCUUUGGACAAAGAAAGUGAUGAUGAACAUAGCAUUGAUAUGAUGUUAACAGGCGAUAAUAUUGUUAAUUAUACUGAACGAACAGCAGAAUUACAGCAACCACAACAAUUGCAAAUGCAACAGUCGGAUAAAUCACCCAAAGCGGCCUUAUCACCGAGGUAUGCACCGUAUGAAAAGGUAAUCAAUAUCGAUGACGAAGAUGACGACGACGGCAGCUCCGCAAUGAUGAUAACAGACGAUGAUUUGAGUGUUCAGGUUCAAAACUCAGCAAUAACUGUUCAGGAACAUCAGCAAUCUCGUAUACUUACGACGCCACUGGAUAGCUUCGAACCUUUGUAUGGACAUCGAAACAACGCUGAUGAUAGCACGGAAAGGAUGAUAACAGAUGAUGAAAUGAAUAUGCAAGUCGAAACACCAGCAGUACCUCAACAAAGAGGUCAGCAGCAACAACCACAACAUUCAGAGCAAUUACCUAUAUCAGAAUUGUCAUUCCGUGGUUUUGAACCGUUACAUCGAAUCCGAGAUGAUGAUGAAAGUUCUGAGAUGAUGAUUACGGACAACAAUGUGAGUACAAACGUUAAAGGUGUAUCCAUUUUGGACCAUGGAAAAGAAAAGGCACGACAGGCAGCCUCGCACAAACCUUCGUACCGUGGUUUUGAGCCGUUCGAUCCUAGCCAUGAUCACGACGACGAUAAUGACAGCAUUGCGAUGAUGUUAACAGAUAACGGGAUAGGCACUCAAAUUCAAAGAGCUACAUUAUUCAAACCAGAGCUACCUGGGCAACAAUUACAAAGAGCUCUGGACACUCUAUCACCUUCCGGGAACAAUCUUGAUUCUCCUCGUAGACGUUUGCGCCAUUCUUUCAAUAACCUAGAAAAUUCCAUCACAUCAAUGACUUCAGAUCUUUUCGAUUUCAACCUUGGAGAUGAACCUGCAUUGAAUGAUAUUACUUUAAAUAUAUCUGAUGAAACACCAUACCGUACGCCGCCCAUUGAUUACGAACCAUCACCUUAUUCUUUCACUACAAAUACAAUGGCAACAGCUCCUAUAUCAACGCCUCAACGUCAACAACAACAGCAGUAUACCCCAACGCAAUAUACCCCAUUACCACCUGCACCAUCUUAUCAGCCAACACAAGACAAUACUGCCAAACAGAUGAAUGAUUCCAUAAGGAGAACAUCCGCUGCUGCUGCCUUCACUGAAGUAGAAAACGAUAGUAGCAAUUCCAUAAGUAUUAAGCAAUUUCUUACUUAUACAGGCAUCACCUUACCUGAAGAAAAGCCAAUAGGAGAGGACACACUGGAAAAAUAUGCCAAGUUGCUUGAUGAUUUGAGUAACAACAAUGAAAGUAGUAAAUCGAAAUCUGCUAGGCAUCUGCAGCCAUCUGAACAAAUUGUUGCUCUUCGGCUAAUGAAGCCUGCCAUAGAUAUAGUUAAAGAGGUAAUACAAACUGGCAAUUGGUUACUUUUUUAGCAAUUCCAUAAAUUGAUUGUAAACUGGCACUUUCUUAUAUUAGACCAUUAUGGAAACGCGCAAGUUCAUUGAUUAUUCGAAGAAUGUCACUCAACAACUAGAAGAGCAAGUCAAAACGAGUCCUAGUCUACCGCCUCUAUUACGGAAAUAUCAAGAAGCUACAUUAGAAGAAAAGAUAAAAUUGAAUCAAAGAUUGAGAUACAUGUUAAAUAAGGCAAAGCAUACAGCAAACAAAGAA
Messenger RNA from Mycotypha africana, 3314 nucleotides. RefSeq lists its product as uncharacterized. NCBI's taxonomy places the organism in Eukaryota, Fungi, Mucoromycota, Mucoromycetes, Mucorales, Mycotyphaceae. Bases 65 to 3076 code for a protein of 1003 amino acids. The record is from RefSeq and is a predicted model, not a curated record. The transcript is spliced from 5 exons.